Rubroshorea leprosula is the source of this 1542-nucleotide messenger RNA. The record is from the annotation of a GenBank genome assembly. Lineage: Eukaryota; Viridiplantae; Streptophyta; Magnoliopsida; Malvales; Dipterocarpaceae.
UUCUAUUUGAGUAGCAACCAUUCCUAGAUUACCACCAACAAUGUCGAAGGUUUUAGGAUCAGAGAAAAUCUGCCCUCAUAUUGCCCUCUUCCCCAGUGCUGGAAUGGGUCAUCUAACGCCUUUCCUGCGGCUUGCCUCUGUGCUGUUGUCUAAUAACUGUAAGGUUACUCUGAUCACUCCCAAACCUUCGGUCUCAGUUGCAGAGUCCGCACAUAUUUCUUCCUUCGUUUCAGCUCAUCCAGAAGUCAAUCAUCUUGCGUUUCAACUUCCUUCCUUACAGCCUCCUAAUUCAUCUACUAAUGAUCCCUUUCAUAUCCAGUUCGACACCAUUCUUCGUUCUGUACAUCUUCUCCAUCCAUUGCUAUAUUCUUUAUCUCCACCUCUAUCCGCUAUCUUUUCUGAUAUUUUAGUAGCUGCUGGUGUCAUUUCCGUUGCUGUUGAUCUUGGUCUUCCCCAUUAUACUUUGGUCACCUUUUCUGCUAAAUAUCUUUCUCUGACGGCAUAUAUCUCGAUCAUGGUAUCUGAUCCCACCAAACUUAGCUGUUCUGCUGAAAUUGAGAUCCCCGGCCUAGGGCCAGUCCCUGUGGGAAGCAUCCCUCCUCCAUACUUGAACCCAAAUCAUCUCUUCACAUCGGUCUUUAUGUCAAAUGCAAGAGCUCUCCCGGGCGUUGAUGGAAUUCUAAUAAAUACCUUCGAUUGGCUUGAACCGGAAACACUUUCUGCACUUAACAGCGGUAGUGUUUUCGCCAAAUUUCCACCUGUCCUCCCUAUAGGACCUUUAGUACCUUAUGAGCUUAAGAGGAAUGAAGAGUGUCAAUACCUACAGUGGUUAGACGUCCAACCCAAAGAAUCUGUGGUUUACGUGAGCUUCGGAAGCAGAACAGCCAUGUCGAAAGAUCAAAUGAAAGAACUGAGAGACUGCUUGUGGAAAAGUAAGUAUCGUUUUCUUUGGAUUCUCAAAAGCAACAAAGUGGACAAGGAUGACAAAGAAGAUUUGGACACCCUAUUAGGUCAUUCCUUUUUUGAAGAUACCAAGAACAGGGGAAUGGUAGUGAAGCGUUGGGUAUACCAACAAGAGAUUCUAGCACAUCCUGCCGUCGGAGGCUUUGUUAGUCACUGUGGUUGGAACUCAUUGAGUGAAGCAGCUCGUAAUGGGAUUCGAGUUCUGGCAUGGCCUCACCAUGGGGACCAAAGGGUGAAUGCGGAAAUUGUGAAGAAGGUGGGGCUUGGGUUAUGGGAGAGCAGUUGGGGUUGGGGUAUUGAGAAUCUAGUGAAGCAAGAAGAGAUUCAGAAAAUGAUUGGUGAGCUGAUGGAGGAUGAGAAGUUGAGGAUUACAGCAAAGAAGGUGGGCAAUGAAGCUAAGAAAGCUGGAGAAAUUGCUGGGAGUUCCAACAAGGUACUCAUGAAAGUCCUUCGAGGCCUCGUAAAAUAAAAUCAGUUCAACUUUCCAUAAAUGUCGUGCUAAACCAGUCGCAUGACCAGGUUUCCGUUGCAUUUCAUUCGUGUUCUCUCUUUGUUUUAAAAUAUAGAUUGUUUGAAUAU